Messenger RNA from Phoenix dactylifera (date palm), 4275 nucleotides. The record is from RefSeq and is a predicted model, not a curated record. Lineage: Eukaryota; Viridiplantae; Streptophyta; Magnoliopsida; Arecales; Arecaceae.
GAAAAGCUUCCAGAGCACCUAUAGAUAAGCGGAAAGAGGGAGAGCAUUUCCACUGGGUCACGUUCUUUGCCAUUCGUCAACUCUUCUUCCCAAAUCAAUCGGAGAGACUCUUUGCACCCUGGAGUAAUGCCUGACGUGCUUCUCUCAGCAUUCCUAUCGGUGGUGAUUAAGAAGGCAACCGACCAUGUUCUCCAACAGUUUGGAGUGACGUGGGGCAUCCAUGAGAAGCUAAAAAAGCUGGAAAGAAAGCUGUUGGCAAUCCAGUCCAAACUUGGAGAUGCAGAGGAGCGACAAGUCAAGGAUGCGGCUGUGAAGAGCUGGUUGGCAGAUCUGAAGGAUGCAGCCUACGAAGCAGACGACAUUCUGGAUGAGUUCAAUGUGGAAGCAAUGCGGCGGAAGGCAGAGAUUCAGAUUGAUAUGACAAAAAAGGUGCGCAGCUUCUUUUCUUUUCAUAAUCCACUUUGGUUUCGGUUUAAGCUGGGGCGAAAGUUGAAUGCUAUUGUUGAAGAAAUAGAGAAUCUAGUAGACGAGGGAAAUAAAUUUGGCUUCACGGUCAAAACGCAACCACAAACGAGUGACAGGCCACAAUCCCACUCCUAUGUUGAUGGGUCAGAGGUCAUUGGCAGGGAGGAAGAUAUAGAAAAAAUAGUGAAGUUGCUACUGGAUCAUGAGAACAACCAGAAUGUUGCAGUCCUUCCCAUAGUUGGGAUGGGGGGUUUGGGCAAGACCACACUGGCCCAAUUGAUUUACAAUGAUGAGAGGGUGCAGAAACAUUUCCAGCCACGAAUAUGGGUCUGUGUGUCGGAUGAGUUCGAUGUUGCAAAACUUGCUAAAGGAAUAAUAGCUUCAGCCACAGGGGUUGAGUGCGAGCUAUCAACCAUGGAGUUGUUACAACGCCGCCUUCGAGAAGUUGUAAGUGGGAAGAGGUACUUACUUGUAUUAGAUGACAUUUGGAACGAGGAUCAGGCAAAGUGGGAUGAGCUAAAAACUUUACUAGCAACUGGUGGAGAAGGGAGUAGGAUUGUUGUGACUACACGAAGUGAGCGGGCAUCGUCGAUAAUGGGUACCCUCGGCACUUAUCCCCUACCGUAUUUGACUGAGGAGGAUUCUUGGGCAUUGUUUAGGAAGAGAGCAUUUGAAGGGGGAGCAGAAGAGCCUCAAAAUCUCGUAAGCAUCGGCAAGGAGAUUGUCAAGAAAUGUGGUGGGUUGCCUCUGGCAGUGAAGACACUGGGGGGAUUAAUGCAUUCCAAGAGCCAGGAAAGGGAAUGGUUGUCCGCGAGGGAUAGCGAGAUUUGGGAUCUGCAGGUCGGUGAAGAUGGGAUCUUGCCAGCACUAAGGUUGAGCUACAGUCAUUUGCCUUCCCAUUUAAAACAAUGCUUUGCCUUUUGUGCCAUAUUUCCGAAGGAUUAUGAGAUGGAAAAGGAUCUGUUGAUUCAACUAUGGAUGGCCAACGGAUUCAUUCCAUCCGAUGGAAGAAAGGAGUUGGAGGACAAAGGGCAUGAGAUUUUUACUGAGUUGGCUUGGAGAUCUUUCUUUCAGGAUAUCAAGGAAUUUCGGGAGUACGAUGAUCGCGUAUUCAGGCGUGAACUUUAUUACAAAACAACUUGCAAGAUGCAUGACCUCAUGCACGAGCUGGCACGAUCCAUAACGGGGAAUGAAUGCCUUAGCAUACUGGACCCUGCCAGGUGGGAAGAUAUAUCUAACAAAACCCGUCACUUGUCUGCAUCCGGGACUUUUCCAUUGAACAUUCAUAGGAACUUGAAUAAUUGUCCAAAAAUUCGCACUCUCCUAUCCUCGUUAUUAAAAGAAUUCAUUACUAGUAUAAUAGUGACUGCAGAUUCAUCAAAGUCGAAGUCCUUGAGAGCAUUGGAUCUACAUAAAACUACUAUCACACGACUGCCUCUUGCAAUUGCAUAUUUGAAACAUCUGAGAUACCUCGACCUCUCUUAUACUUCUAUUGAAGCAUUACCAGAUGCCACCAGCACACUUUUCAAUCUACAAACUCUGAAACUCUCUAACUGCUGGGAAAUACGUAAGCUGCCCGAAGACAUAAGAAAUAUGAGUAGCCUACGGCAUCUCUACAUUGACAGAUGUCGUCGUUUGAAACAGCUGCCAGCAGGUAUCGGGCAAUUGAGCAGCCUACGAACAUUGACCAAAUACAUUGUAGGCAAUGAUGCUGGAAGGCGUAUAGGUGAGUUGAAUAGCUUAAAUCUCGGUGGCCUUCUAGAGCUUUAUAACUUGAGGAAUGUGAGGGAUGCAGCAGAUGCUAAAGAAGCUAAUAUUCGUUCCAAAUAUAACCUUUGCUCAUUAAUAUUAUGCUGGGAUAUGAUUGAGUGGGAACCCCGUUCCUGCCAUGAAGAAUUUGGCUAUCGUCGUUUCGAAGAUGUUGUGCCAGCAGAAAAAGCUGAAGAGGUGUUGGAAGCCCUUAGACCUCAUGGUGGCUUAAAGCUGCUGACAGUAUGGCGCUACGGGGGUGUCAACUUUCCAACGUGGAUGAUGGAUUCUUUAUUGCUGCAAAAUGUAGUUGAAAUCCAUCUAGGAGUUUGCACACGAUGCCAACAUCUCCCACCUUUGUGGCAGCUACCUUUUCUUAAAUUUCUCUAUGUGAUUAAGAUGGAUAGCGUCAAGCACAUCUGCAGCAGCACCAUCUAUGGCAAUGCAAGUAAUGGCACAGUGCAAGCAUUUCCCUUACUGAAGAGGCUGGUGUUGCAUACGAUGCAGAGCUUGGAGAAGUGGUCAGAGUUUGAAGAAACUGCAGAGGUCAUGUUGGUUUUCCCUUACCUUGCUGAGCUUGAGAUCAUUGAUUGCCCAAAUUUGAUGACCAUGCCAGAGCUACCAUCUCUCAAAAGAUUAAAAAUGAAAGGAACUAAUAAGCAGUUGGGCUUGAUCUGUAGUCUGACGACACUCUCUUCCCUUAGCAUUGGUGUCUAUAAAACGAGCAAUGGUACAGAGUCGCCUCCUCUUGCUGAUCAGAAGAAAAUGUCUUUCAAGUAUUUCAGAUCUCUUGAAAAUUUAGCUAUUACUGCAUCGGAGGAUCUGGCACCAUUGCUGGAGGAGGAAACUAGAGGGCUGAGCUCAUCCCUGCAUUAUUUGGUGAUUAGACACUGCAAUUGGUUUUUCUCACCAUCACAACAGUCAUCAUCACCUUUGGCGUUUUGGAAGAACCUUACUUCUCUCUCAUCUUUGUGGAUGGUUUGUUGUGAUGAUCUGGUCUAUUGGCCAGAGGCAGAGUUCCGUGGCUUGAACUCACUAAAGAAGUUACGUCUCCAUCGUUGCAACAAGUUGGUUGGCCCGUCACCUUUGCCAUUAUCCUCGUCAUCAUCAGGGGAUGGAGAGCUCCUACCAAACCUAGAAGAGCUGGAAAUUGUAGAAUGUGAUGGUCUGCUGGAAUUGCCCAAGUUGCCUACUUCCCUCAGAUCACUAGGUGUAUCCUGUUGCCCGAAAAUAAAUUCCUUAACGCAAGGCUUGCGACAUGCCACUGCUCUUCAGAGUGUCCACAUUUCAGAUUGCCCAAGCCUGACUUUUCUGCAAGUAGAUCUAGGGCACCUAACAGAACUCAAAUCUCUGGACAUCAUCAGUUGCAGCAAAUUGUCAUCUCUGCCAGAAGGUAUGCAAGAACUCACUGCCCUUCAGAAUCUGUCUAUUAGCCAUUGCCCUCGGCUGUCAUCACUCCCAGAAGGUCUACAACGACGACUCCUUGGACUUCAGUAUCUGGCCAUUAAAGGGUGCCCCAACCUAGAGAGGCAGUGUAAGAUAGGAGGACCAUAUUGGUGCCUGGUCUCGCGCAUUCCCUAUAUCGAAAUAUUAUCUGAGAGGAGGAGCAACUUCAGCACGUGCCUUCCUUCCUUUUCUUACUUUAGAAGACCAUCUACAAUUUAAUGUCAUCCAAGUCCUUUCGAGAUGAGCAGCAAAUUUAGCUUCAGGAUAAAUUAAGAGCGUUCAUGGUACAAGCAGCUUUCUUGUCGAUGAUUUCAGCAUUGAACUUCUUGCUAUUCUAAAAUCCAGUAACGGAAGAAACAACAUAUGCAUUGGAUAAACUUUUCAAAGAUUUCGAGACAUUCAAUGAUCAAGUGGCUUUGUAUGAAUCUCUUGAUAGAUUUGCUUUUGUUGUUGUUAAGCAUUUAAAGGGACACUAGGAAGAGAGAAGCUUAAUUCCCUUUCAGAAGAUGUCAUUUGGCAUUUAAUGUUAUGUUGAUUGUUUUCUCUGAACCUUAUUUUAUUUCAUCUCCUUCCAUAUAUAAAUAUUGUAUUUGAAGACUUUGGACAGUACUUCUG